This is a messenger RNA of Prorocentrum cordatum, 6082 nucleotides long. NCBI's taxonomy places the organism in Eukaryota, Dinophyceae, Prorocentrales, Prorocentraceae. The record is from the annotation of a GenBank genome assembly.
GUCACCCCGAAGACCUCGGCGUCGGCUGCGCUGUGCGAGCUGUACCCGGGCGGCGCCCCCGACUGCGUGUACCUUACCUUCCAGGGCCGGGCCGUGGAGGCGGAGGAGCUGAUCGUGGACUACGGCAUCGUCCCAGGUGCCUUCCUGCAGGUCUCCGGGCGCAUGCGCGGCGGCUCGGCAGGGGCCUCGCGUGGAGUCGACCCGCUGCAGGAGCACGAUCCUUGGCGUGGCGGGGCGGGGGGCGGCAGCCGGGGCGCACGUGCGCGGCAGGCCUCCCGGCAGCCAGGUGGCCGGCCGCCUGCCCCGACCGGCCGCUGCAAAUGGGAAGAGCUCACUCUGGCAUCAGACACGCUGGGCACGCCGGGGACGGAGGACGACGGCACUGGCAAGCAGCGCGCCGCCGUUCUGGAGCCGAAGGUGAUCGCCUCGUCCGCCGUGGCUCAGGGGGUGGAGGGCGUGGCCUUCGCAUCGUGGAAACUGCUGGAGGAGGUGGGCACCGUCCGGUCCAACUCGCACCUGGCCGUGAUCCUCCCAGGACGGCGAGAGGCCACCGAGCUCUGGGUGAAGCUCGGCCUGCAGUCGUCGGCCGCCUCCGUCGGCCACGUGGGCGUUACUGACACCAAGCUGAAGCGCCAGGAGCUGAAGCAGGUGACCGUGGUCAACUUGGGCACCAAGACCGUGUCGUUCAAGGAGGCCCCUGGGCAGGCCAUCGAAGCGCCCGACGUGCAGACUCGCGAGUUCGCGGCAGAGGUCGACAGCCGGUUCGCGGCCCCCGGACUGUUCAAGAAGCUCGAGGAGCGGAAGGCCGGGGCGCUGAAGGAGGCCAUCUUGGCUGCGCUGUCGGACUUGGGGGACACCGUGACCGCGCCCUCGCGCUUCGACUUCUACGGCUUCCGGGUCCAGGAGCACCCAGACCACUCGCGGAUGAUGAUCUCCAUGCGCAUGCAGACCCACGACGCCGAGGCGAUUUUGAAGGGCUCGGGCGCCAAGGAGGUAUUCUUCCGCCGCCUCCUGCGGGACGGAGCCCACGACAGCUCGGAGUACGCGGUCGUCUGGCUCCCUGGGGACGUCAGCCUGCACAAGGCCCGCACGACAGGUGCCACGAUCGACGGCUUCAUGGGACUCGCGGUCAACAGCAGGGGCCUUGGGGUCCGGGUCAAGGUGGCCAAUGUCGCCGCGGCACGCGCGAAGCUGCUGCCUGAUGCCCCUGCGUUCGAUGAUACGAAUCGGGCUUUGGUGUACACGAAGCGCUACGAGGUGGCCAGAGUCCCAGCCGGCUUGACGCCCAAGCAGUUGGUCAAGAUGUUGCACGACUUACGAUGGGAGGUGGUCCCGCUCCGAACCCCCUGGGUACCGAAGGGCACCCCUGGCCUGGCCACGUGGCUUGUCGGAGCAGCGACGGCCCCACCCAAGACGUGGGUACGGGUGCAGAGCGGCUGGUUGUCGAUCACCAAGGGCGCGGAUAUCCAGCCCCCGCGCCAGCGCGGAACGGUCCCGCGCCAGCGCUCACGGACGGCCCCGCGGACCAGCCCCGCGCCAGAGGUCGCCGACGGCCCCGCGGCGGUGCCUAACCAGCACGGCCUCGCGGCAGCACCUGGCCCCGCCGCCGACUCCAGUGCCACCAUCGAGGGCCGUGUCGGGGCCCUGGAGACCAAGCUGGAGAGCCUGGAGGCCAAGCACACGGCGCUGGAGGAGAAGAUUGACACGCGCUUCGAUGAGGCCAGCAGGGCCGUGGCUGGAAGACGUGCGGUUACCAUCGCAGGGAACGGGGACUGCCAGUUCGAGGCGAUCGCCCGGCAGACCUCAGCGGGCAAUGCGCGCAUGCUGCGGCGCAAAGUCACUGACUACAUGGCUCCCCGGCGGGCGGAAUUCGAAGAGUUCUUGGUGGGCCCAGCCUGGGGCCCCUAUCUGGCAGCUAUGCAUCAGCCCGGCUGUUGGGGCGACUACCUGACCCUGCACGCGGCAGCCGCUGUCACUGGAGCUACCAUACACGUGGUGCGCCGACAAGGAGCCGGCUUCGCUGACAUCAUCUUCAGGGUCAUCGCUGCUGGGGCGGUGCGCGCCGACCUCACACCGCAGGCGGGCGACGGGACGAUCUGGAUCUUGUGCAACGGCGUGGACCACUAUGACAUGCUCGGGGCCCGGGUGCGGGCGUCCCGACACGCGCCCCCAGAGCAGCUGGAGGCCGGCGGGCUGGUGCGACACGCAGCGUGGCACCCGGCCGCGUGGCGGAGAGUGGAAGGCCUGGCAGAUGCGCACCGUGAGCGGUUACUGACCAUCCGAAGUGUCAAUGUCACGGGUGCGGAGGCACGUUUCCACCUGCUCGUGGAUUCGGCCGCCGACUUGGUGCUCGUGCAAGAGACGUGGGCGUCGGCAUCCAUGCAGAAGAGCCUGGGCAAGCGGUUUCUGGAGAAGGAUUGGACCUGCCAGUGGGGGCCCCCGCAGGCCUCGCGCCGGCCAGACCGGGUGAGCCCCUUCGACGGGCAAGCCGGCGGGGUGCUGGCGCUCGCUCGGGCCUCCGCGCCUUGUGCCCGAGUGGAAGCCGCCACGGAGACUGCGAGGAGGCUUGAGCGGGGCGGGCGCUGCCUCCACCUCCGCGUGCAGCUGGGCGCCAAGCGGCUGAACGAGCAGAUCUUGGAGGACACUUUCGCGGCGGCCGCAGAACUGGGCGACCUGCCGAUCCUGGUGCGCGGGGACUUCAAUCUACGGAACUCGCACAUCCUCGGGGGCGCGCUACAGACGGGCAAAUGGAGCGAUGUGGCAGAGGUCUGGCAGCAGACGGGCCCCACGUUCGUAGGGACGCACUUCGCUAGCCGUAUCGACUACAUGGUUGCCAACGCGGCCGCCCUGGCACUGGUGCGCGGAUUUGCGGUUCGUUGGGACCUGGGCUACCCAGGCCACGCCGCAUUGGACCUUCAGAUCGCCACCGACUACGAGGCCGCCCCGGUGUCCCAGCUCAAACCCACGCAGCGGUACGAGAAAUGGAAGCGGCGUGCUUCGGAGGAGGAGGCGGCCACCUGGGUGGCGGAGCACUGCGGGCCCGACCAGCUGACCGCCGCCAGCUACGCGGAGCUUUCCCAGACGGCGGAGCAGUUCCUGCAGGCGACGCACGCUCCCGACAGCGCUGCAGCCGGCGCGGGCGACGAGGGCGGCGACUCGCUGGCGCGACCGCGCACUCGCUAUCGGGCGAAAGGGCGCAGCCGCCAGAGCACCAAAGACGUGUACACCCGUAUCGCCCUGGAGAUCGAGUCUGCCGCCCUCGAGGACCGGGAGGUGUGCGGUCUCCUGCUGGAUUACACGAAGGCCUUCGACCGUGUCCCCAGGGAGGUGGUCUUGCAGCUGCUGGCCGACAUGGGCAUGGACGCCGGGGUCUUGCGGGCCCUCCGAGGCAUGUACGACCAGUGCCAACGCUUCUUUCGGGUCGGCAGGGCGUGGUCUUCGCCGUGCCCUUCAUCGAAUGGCAUUUUCCAGGGGUGCGCGCUGUCCAUCAUCGCCCUCAAUGCCUUGGUCAGCGUGUGGGCCGCCAGCAUGGAGCGCGCGGUGCCCGAGGCGCGCUGCAACGCGUACCUGGACGACCGCAGCCUGAUCACCGACACGGAGCGCAACCCUACCAAGCAGGCGCUGUGGACCACCUCGGACGCGCUGGCCGCGACGCUCCUCGCAGCGCGGCCUGGGCAGGUGGUGGUGCGCGAUCCCGUCACACUGGGGGUCACGCAGGCGACCCAGCCCACGGCCAGACCUUGUGACGGCAAGGAGGAGAAACGCUUCGAGGAGGCCGGGAACCGGCUGAGCCGUAUCCGGGCGUUGCCGUUGCCGCUGAAGGAGAAGGCGGGCAUGGUGCAGAGCCACAUGAAUCCCAUGGUUGCCUAUGGCGUUGAUGUGCGUGGCUGGGACGAGCUGCGCGUGCACGCCGUGCGGAAGCAGGUGCGGGAGGUCCUUUUCGUCGGCCGCUUGACGGCUGCUCCCGAACUCAUCUGGACGCUUGCGUGGCCAGGGCACCAGGUCGACCCUGUCCAGAUCGCGCCGAUCCGGAUCCUCUCCGAGCUGGGGUCCACGUGCCGCUUGCGACGACAGGUGGCUGACCGCAUUUGGACGGAUUACUUUGCCCGGGAGGCGCUGCCCUGGCGCCGUCGCCCCACGCACGGGCCCGCAGCAGCGCUGGCACAAGCUUUACGUUUCAUGGGGUGGUCGUGUGCGAUGGCAGGUACCCUCCAGCGGCCAGGCCUUCCUGAUCUUGAUCUUUGGACUCUCAGUGGGCGCCUGCUGGGACACGAGCUCCGCCAAGGCUGCCGGAGCGCACUUUGGAGGCAAGUUGCCCGACGCCAGCUGUGGUACCUGGACGGGCUGGACCCCGAGGCGGGCAUCGACCUCGACGCGGCCCUUUCCCUCGUGAAGCACAAGGGAGCCGACGCCCUCUCCGACUACGAGAUGGGGGUGCUGCGCAGCGUGCUCACUGGAGGCGUGCGGCCGCAGUCCCGGCUAUUCAAGGCUGGCCUCGUCGAGUCGGCGACGUGCCCGUUGUGCCAAGCAGCGGAAGGCACGCUCGGGCACCUCUUCUGGGAGUGCCGGUGCACAGCGGCCCUUCGCCGGGAGCUGCCGCCAGCCGUGGUGCAGGGAGCCCAGAACGGUACCCUUCCGCGAUGCCUCACACGGCGUGGUAUUGUCUGUGAGCCGCCGGAGGUCCGCGAAGCUGGUGGUUGGCUGGCUGCCGCCGCGCCGGGCCAGGAGCAACUGCUGCGACAGUGGCGACUGCGGGUCUCUCAGCAGGCGUGGUAUCGCGGAGGCCGGCUUGUGAUUGCCACGGACGGGGCGUGCUGGAACCAGCAGCUGGGAUGGGCUCGCCGGGCCGGUCUGGGCAUCUACGUGGGCCCUCGGUGCGGCAACCUCAGUGCAGCUCUCCCCGGCAUGGAUCAAUCCAGUGGGCGCGCCGAGCUCCUCGCCAUCAUUCUGGUCUUCGCCGAGGCCGGCCGGCUGGGGCUGCAGGUGGAGAUCUUGACGGACUACGAGUGCGCCGCCAAGGCUUGGGCAGCGUGGAGCGGAGGCCCGUCCUUCCACCCCAGGGAGCAGCUGGAUCUUUGGCGCCGCCUGGAGCCCCUCGCGCGGGCGGCCCUCGCAGCAGGUUCCGCCCUCACCUGGGUCGCUGCGCACGGCCGUGCGGCACACGAGCAGGAGCUGAGGUGGAACAAACUUGUUGACGACCUCGCCGUGCAGGGGUCCAAGCGGCACACGGGCCUCCAGCGCCUGACCCAGGCCAUCCGCCUGAAGGAGGCCAACCAGGAGAAGGCCAAGGCCACGCGCCAGCUCAUCCUGGGGUCCCCUGUGACCCUCCACAGUGGGAAUUGGAUGAUGGGGAGCCACGACAGAUACCACGCCAUGCGCUGGUACCUGGGCCAGCUCCGGUUCGACGCUGCCGCCUCCGAGGUUGGCACCACAUGGGCCGAGCUGGCCGUGGAUUUCGAGCUCAGCACUGGCGUGGAGCUAGCUCCGCCUGGCAGCGCCAUGGCCGCGCGGGCCCAGAAGUUUGCAGAUGUGGCCUCUCGUACCUGGCAGCUGUCCACGCCCAGGCAGCAGCGCCAACGCGGGGGCAACAGGCAACGGGCGCUCGGGGACCUCACAGUGGUCUCUCGGGUCACCGCCCUCGUGGCGCUCGGCUUCAAGCAGGGCCCGGGGGUGACCUCGCGUGCCAUCUUCGUGCAGCCCUUCACGUAUGAGGUGCUGCUGCGCGCGGUGCAGCGUGGACAGGCAGAGAGGCGCCAUGCUCACCUCCAAUGGCGGCCAGACUACGCAGGCGGCCCCGCACCGACCAUGCCGGCAGCUGUCCGGCACGGACCGCCGGCGCCACCUGUGGCCGCUGCCAAGAGGGUGACGGCUGAGAGGAUGGCUGCUGGGCACAACGCCGUCGCCGAGCGGAAGCGCCAGGAGCACAAUGCCGUCGCGGACUCCCAGGGCCUCCACGUGCUUGGGCCCAUUCCCCCCGGAGCUGACAACUCCCAGCCGGUCGUCUGUGAGCGGUGCGGGCGGCAAACGCAGAAGAUGCGCCUGGCCAAGUUCAAGCGGGAAGCUUGCGCCGCAGCCUCGGGAG